CGCCCGGCCCCUCCGCUUCCGGUUCCGCCGGCGCCCCCGCAGCGGUGAGUCCGGUCCGUGAGCGGCGCCGGGGCUGAGGGCGCGGGGAGCGGCUCCGCCGGGAGCGAGGGCAGCGGCGGGGCACCGCGGCACGGCGGGUGUUCUAAGGAGCUGGAACCAUGACGGACUCCAAAUACUUCACGACCAAUAAAAAAGGAGAGAUUUUUGAGCUGAAGGCUGAACUCAACAAUGAAAAGAAAGAGAAGAGGAAAGAAGCUGUAAAGAAGGUUAUUGCAGCCAUGACUGUGGGGAAGGAUGUCAGCUCUCUGUUUCCUGAUGUUGUCAACUGCAUGCAGACUGACAACCUGGAGCUGAAGAAGCUGGUCUACCUGUACCUGAUGAAUUAUGCCAAAAGCCAGCCAGACAUGGCCAUCAUGGCUGUCAACAGCUUUGUGAAGGACUGCGAGGACCCCAACCCGCUGAUCCGCGCCCUGGCCGUGCGCACCAUGGGCUGCAUCCGCGUGGACAAGAUCACCGAGUACCUGUGCGAGCCCCUGCGCAAGUGCCUCAAGGACGAGGACCCCUACGUCAGGAAAACUGCAGCUGUCUGCGUGGCCAAGCUGCACGACAUCAACGCCCAGAUGGUGGAGGACCAAGGGUUCCUGGAUUCCCUGCGGGAUCUCAUUGCAGACUCCAAUCCCAUGGUGGUUGCGAACGCCGUGGCCGCGCUGUCGGAGAUCAGCGAGUCCCACCCCAACAGCAACCUGCUGGAUCUGAACCCUCAGAACAUCAACAAGCUGCUGACAGCUUUAAAUGAGUGCACAGAGUGGGGGCAGAUCUUCAUCCUGGACUGUCUGUCCAACUACAACCCCAAGGAUGACCGGGAAGCUCAGAGCAUCUGUGAGCGGGUGACCCCCCGGCUGUCUCACGCCAACUCGGCAGUGGUGCUGUCAGCAGUGAAGGUCCUGAUGAAGUUCCUGGAGCUCCUUCCCAAGGACUCUGACUAUUACAACAUGCUGCUGAAGAAACUUGCCCCUCCUCUGGUGACUCUGCUGUCUGGAGAGCCCGAAGUUCAGUAUGUUGCCCUGAGGAACAUCAACUUGAUUGUGCAGAAGAGGCCUGAAAUCCUGAAGCAGGAGAUCAAAGUGUUCUUUGUGAAGUACAACGACCCCAUCUAUGUCAAACUGGAGAAACUGGACAUCAUGAUCCGCCUGGCCUCGCAAGCAAACAUUGCCCAGGUGCUGGCAGAGCUCAAGGAAUACGCCACCGAGGUGGACGUCGACUUUGUGCGCAAGGCCGUGCGAGCCAUCGGCCGCUGUGCCAUCAAGGUGGAGCAAUCUGCAGAGCGCUGUGUGAGCACACUGCUGGACCUCAUCCAGACCAAGGUGAACUACGUGGUGCAGGAGGCCAUCGUGGUCAUCAGGGACAUCUUCCGCAAGUACCCCAACAAGUAUGAGAGCAUCAUUGCCACUCUGUGUGAGAACCUGGAUUCCCUGGAUGAGCCAGAUGCCAGAGCUGCCAUGAUCUGGAUAGUGGGUGAAUAUGCUGAAAGAAUUGACAAUGCAGAUGAGCUGCUGGAGAGUUUCCUGGAGGGUUUCCACGAUGAAAGCACUCAGGUGCAGCUCACCCUCCUGACUGCAAUAGUGAAGCUGUUCUUGAAAAAGCCUUCUGAGACACAGGAGCUGGUCCAGCAGGUCCUCAGCCUGGCCACACAGGAUUCUGACAACCCAGACCUGCGGGAUCGUGGCUACAUCUACUGGCGCCUUCUUUCCACGGAUCCAGUGACUGCCAAGGAAGUGGUGCUCUCAGAAAAGCCACUGAUUUCUGAGGAGACUGAUCUGAUUGAGCCAACCCUGCUGGAUGAGCUGAUCUGCCACAUUGGGUCUCUGGCUUCUGUGUACCACAAACCACCCAACGCUUUCGUGGAGGGCAGCCACGGCAUCCACCGCAAGCACCUGCCAAUCCACCACGGGAGCACUGAUGCUGGUGACAGCCCCGUGGGCACCAUGAACGCCACAAACCUGGAGCAGCCACAGGUCAUCCCAACCCAGGGUGACCUCCUGGGGGACCUCCUCAACCUGGACCUGGGGCCCCCUGUCAAUGUGCCCCAAGUGUGCACCAUGCAGAUGGGUGCUGUGGACCUCCUGGGAGGAGGGCUGGACAGCUUGCUUGGCAGUGACCUUGGCGGGGGCAUUGGAGGAAGCCCGGCAGUGGGACAGACCUACAUUCCCACUGCUGUGCCAGCUGCCUUUGCCCCUUCUCCCACCCCUGCAGGGGUCACCACUGGACUCAACGAUCUCUUUGAGCUCUCAUCUGGCAUGGGGAUGGCUCCUGGAGGAUAUGUGGCUCCCAAGUCUGUUUGGCUGCCUGCAGUGAAAGCUAAAGGAUUGGAGAUCUCAGGCACAUUCAGCCACAGACAGGGACACAUCUACAUGGAGAUGAACUUUACCAAUAAGGCUUUGCAGCACAUGACUGACUUUGCCAUUCAGUUCAAUAAGAACAGCUUUGGAGUCAUCCCAAGCACCCCCCUGGCCAUUCACACACCUCUGAUGCCAAACCAAAGUAUUGAUGUCUCCCUGCCCCUCAACACUCUGGGACCAGUCAUGAAAAUGGAGCCUCUGAACAACCUCCAGGUGGCUGUGAAAAACAACAUUGAUGUCUUUUACUUCAGCUGCCUAAUCCCUCUCAACGUGCUUUUCGUGGAGGAUGGCAAAAUGGAGCGCCAGGUCUUCCUUGCAACAUGGAAGGAUAUUCCAAAUGAAAAUGAGCUUCAGUUCCAGAUUAAAGACUGUCACCUGAAUGCUGACACUGUCUCCAGCAAGCUGCAGAACAACAAUGUCUACACCAUUGCCAAGAGGAACGUGGAGGGGCAGGACAUGCUCUACCAGUCCCUGAAGCUCACCAACGGCAUCUGGAUCCUGGCCGAGCUGCGCAUCCAGCCCGGGAACCCCAACUACACGCUCUCCCUGAAAUGCCGAGCUCCAGAAGUGUCCCAGUACAUCUACCAGGCCUACGAUGCCAUCUUGAAAAACUAACAGGAGGUGGAGCCUGUGCCUCACCCUGCAGAAGGAGGGGGGAAAGGGGUCCCCAGAGCCUCCUUCAGCGCCAGCGCAGGGAAAAGCACUCGUAACUGGAAGCAGCUGUAUUCAUGUGUAGGAUUUCAGUCAAAGGCACUGAUUAAACAAGGUAGCAAUUAGUAUCCACGUGCUAACGAUGAUAGGGAACAAGCCCCUUUGGUAUUUUUAGUGUCCAUGGAGUUUGUAACCACUGCUUCAAACUACUCCCAUGUGCCCCUCGCCCCUCACUCAUCCGUUCUCGUGGGCUUCUCUCCAUUUUGUGCCAAUGUUCAGUGUUUUCUAAAUGGCUUUAGGUGUAGUUUGGAUUUUGUAAAAUAACUGCUCAUUGGAAAAACACCGAGCAAAAACCACACAGCUGCUCAUUAAAACAAGGCAAAAGUGUCGAAAACAUAA
Molecule: messenger RNA, 3449 nt
Organism: Passer domesticus (house sparrow)
Lineage: Eukaryota; Metazoa; Chordata; Aves; Passeriformes; Passeridae
Gene: AP2B1
Product: adaptor related protein complex 2 subunit beta 1
Exons: 22
Coding region: 159-3014 (951 amino acids)
Biological process (GO): vesicle-mediated transport; intracellular protein transport
Cellular component (GO): membrane coat; clathrin adaptor complex
Molecular function (GO): clathrin binding
Source: RefSeq, a predicted model, not a curated record